Molecule: messenger RNA, 8407 nt
Organism: Apis cerana (Asiatic honeybee)
Lineage: Eukaryota; Metazoa; Arthropoda; Insecta; Hymenoptera; Apidae
Gene: chn
Product: zinc finger transcriptional factor charlatan
Biological process (GO): regulation of gene expression
Cellular component (GO): nucleus
Source: RefSeq, a predicted model, not a curated record
GCCCGUGUUUCGGUUCGUGCUCGCGACCCCGCGUGCGAACGACCCGCUGAUGGACUCCUUUUCGACUCCUUCUCUUUCGUUCACGACGCGUGUCCUUUCGGGGGAGGGGAGAGGGAUGGGGAGGAAGCGGUGUCAAUGAGCCUGUGCCAAUCCUACGGACGAUUUUUAUCCGAUUAUUUCGGGGAAUCCCAGUUGAAAGAGUUUCUUUGUGGUUCAACCGUUGAGGAGGACUUAACUGGUGAAAUAGUACGUAAUGAUGGAUUUAAUGGUUUGAAGGAUAGUCGAGUAAAAUGUCGAGUGAAAAAGAAGUAAAUGAAGUAUACUUAAUUGAUCAUCCUGGAACUUAUUUUUUUAUUCAACAGUUUGGAACAGUUGUUGACGUUGAAGUUAGAUUUAAUAAUAAUAGUUUCUUAUCUCUUUUAAAGUUUUUUUUUUUUGUAUUUUCUUUUCUUUUCUUUUUAGUUUUCUCUUCUUUUGCUUUUUAAUAGUUUUAAUUUUUUCCAAGCCGAUCGUUAUCGAAGAGAAGAUAUUCGCAAAUACGGAAGUUUUAUUAUGGAUGAUUGUAACAGGUGCUGUUUCUCCCAUAGUUCGCGCGCAACAAUACGCAUGUGAUCUGUUUGAGAAUAAUAAGCGAUGACGCGUACCACGUGCCAUACCACGGGAUGACGUAAAGGUUUGACGUCGAAAAUGUAUUUGGUCUUAUCGCUUUUGCCCUUGCAUUCCUAGAAAACAAGGUUCAUUUGGAUAUCCGUUUUAUUUCUUUUCUUUCCUUUUUUUUUUUUUUUUGAACGAAGUCUCUUUCCAUAAAAAUAAAUUUAUACAAAUAAUAACGAAAUACGGUUAUUUAUUUCUUAUAAAAUGUAAAUAAAUAAAAAGUUCUAAAAAAAAGUUAUUUUCUGUAUAUUCACAAAAAAUAAAUAAAUCUUCUAUGAGAUUAGAGUUUAUUGAAUUUAAUAUUUUAAAAAAAAUAUUUACUUUUAUUAUAUUAAUAGUUUUUGGAAAUCUAAAAUAAUUAAAAUAACAGGAAAUAAAUGGAUGAAAAGAUGGUGAAGAUAAAAUAUUUAUUUUAUUACUCCAAUGAAAUUGGAGAAGUAAAUAUAUAUUUCUAAAUAUAUUAAUCAUCUGUAGUAGCAAUUCUGAUUCAUAAUUAAAAAUAAUUCGGAAUUUAUUUCGGAAAACUACACACGUCAAUAAUUUUUCUUAUUCCCAAUAUUGAUCCGAACUCGUAUGGUAAAGUUAUACGAAUCAUUCGCGAUCGAAGCUAGUGACAUCUGACAUCGAAGAACCUAAUUUUGUAGAGAAACAAUAUUAUCGACGUAGAAAUAUCUCCGUUUUCAUUUUUGUCGAUAACAGAGAUAUCUGCAAUUUUCUCAUUUCUCGAUAUAUCGGUGGAAUUGGUACGAUAUAAAUUAAGAAAUCGGCGAACAAUAUGCUACUUCUUUCAAUUACCCGAUUCCUUUGUGUCUUAAAAUUAAACUUUUCUUAACGAUAAAUUCGUAAAAUUAGCAUUUCAAAUUAAUAAGAAACUUUUUUAUACAAUUGUUUUAAAUAAAAAGUACUACUUUUUGCUAUAAUUUCUGUAAUAUCAUUACAGAAAAUAAACUCUUUAUUCGAAGAAAGAAAAUAAUUCUAUACCACGAUGUUUAAAUAUGAAUUCAAACUGAAUUAAUUUUUAAAGAUCAAUAGAAUAUUCGUGUAUUGAAUUUUUCUAUAAAUAGAAAGCUCCCCAAAAUUCAACUAUAUCGAUACAUGUUUCAAGCUUGGGUGCUUCGAUCUUGCACCCUUUGACCUUCUAAUUUUUCCCACUUCCCUAUAGAAAAAUUCCGUUUCAAAAGAUAAAAACUUUCGUUCAAAAGAAUCAUAUUCUUUUUCUCUCGUUCCCAAUUACCAUUUCCAAUAUCCAAUAAUCUACGACAUCGUGUUUCUUUUUUCCCUUUUUUAAAUCGUGCAAUCUUUUCUCUGAAAUGAAAGAGCGGGGAAGAGGAGGAGGGUGGGAGGGGAAAGGAGAAUUGAAUGAGAAACGGCCAAAAACUUCUCUCGGCCCAAACGAAAAACAACAGCAUAACCGUACCCUUGUUUCCGUCAAGGAUAUACGAGCAUUUGGCGAUCGACUUCCAUCAUCCCCUCGGAAACGUUCUCUCUAUCCAACGGUUCCGUAAAGCUCGUUCGAAAAUACAGGUCUGCGAGAAGACCCAAUGUUCCAGAUCCUUCCGAGGAAAGGUUCCCUCGGCAAGGACCUCGAAAAGGCCUCCGUAAAUUCUCCUCCCACCCCAGAGAAUCCGCCCCUCGACCGGCAGAGAGACUGCUGCGUCGUGAACACGUGUGCAGGGAGGUUCGGUUCGGCUGGCUGCGUGUGCGUGUAGCAGAAGAAGGAAGAGAGUCCAGGCGGGCAGAGAGUAAAGACCACAGACGCACGCAAACAUGCGUGGACGCCUCCACACCGUUCAAAGUAAGCACCAACACGCGUGCAACGAUCCGUCGUCGACUCCGACAUCAUCCUCGUCGUCCUAGACGUUUCUCUGCCUGCGCUGGAUAUAUGCUGCAGAGUGAGAAAGAGAGGGAGAGAGAGGGAGACGGAGACAGAGGCCGAAAGAGGAGGAGGGUGGAGGAGGAGGAGGAGGAGGAGGGUGGGAGGAAGGGUGGGAGGGAGGGGAGGAAACAGGCUCGACUGCUCCCCCUAAUACUGCAGGAUUGAAUGGGCGAGGAGGGUGGUAUUGGGUUCCCUCACCCCACUCCCACCACCCACACGCCGCUAGCUCCCAACCCACCCGCACCACCCACUUCUGUCCGCCUGCCACCCCGCCUGCCCACCCACUCGCCACCCGACUGCCGUCGAGGAAACAACCUGCAACCGAACCAGCACAACGUUUCCUCGAACAACGAAUUUCCAUCGAGGCACGUCCCGAGUUCUCGUCACACCGCCGACAAAACCCAAGUGAGUAUUCUCGUGCACGCACAGUAUCUUCAGCCUCGGUGUCUUCAUCUUUUUUCUCUUUCUUCUUCUUCUUCUUCUUCUUCCUCCUCUCCUCCUCCUUCUUCUUCUCCUUCUUCUUCUUCUUCGUCGUUCUCCUACUCGAUGAACUCGUUCGCGCGCGCUUCAAUUUUUCCCUUGCACACGGGACCCCCCCAUUCCGCGUCUUUCUCUCCUCCUUCCGUUCCCGUCCUUCUUUCUUCCGCUCGUUCCACUCUCAACGAACGACCAAUAACCACGGGAUCCCGAUCUUCCGCAAGCUUUUCUCGUUUUUUUUCCCCCCACAUCCAGAAUUUUUUCCCUCCUCGUUAUGCGCCCUCGAUUCUAUUCCGCGUUACACGUUAUAGCAGCGUGCCACGAAUAAAUCGAAUCGAAACGAAUGGACGGAACCCGAGAAGCGACGACGACGACGAUCGAUCGAAGAGCAAGAGUGACGACAGAGUGACGUGAGGAGCGUGACGCGAAUAGAGCCGCCGAACGCGAGAGGAAACGUGUGUGUGUAUCGUGUGUGCAUCGCGAGGCAAAGUUAUACAUGGUCGCCGAGAAGACAGCGUCCUCGCGCAGCCAGCUCGAAAAACUUUGUUCCGAGUGCGUGUAUAUUCCAACUCCGCACCAGGGGGACGAGGGAACGCGCGUACGACGCUGGCUCGCGCGCGAGUGGAUCGUGCUAGUCUCGCGUCACGGUGCACGGUACGCGUACGAGUGAACCGAGAAGAGAAUGCAUCGCGUGUGCGUGUCCCGCUCGCGCUACGUCGGCAUACGUCGAUUCCUCCUCGCGUGUGUCCCGUCUAUGCGCGCUUCUACGAUGGCGCACGAUCGUGCAACAUCAGAGAUCGAACAGACGUUCCCGCAACGUUCUCGCAACGAAGGCCAGAAGAGCGGUGAUCCAACCGGGAGAAUUGCUCGAUUGCGAUCGAAAUUCAGCUACGCGUCGGUUACGUGUCUCGUCGCGGCUACUGUGUCUUCCAAAGUGUUAUACAGACACCGCUGUGUAUUUAUAAAUCGCUGUGUGCGCCCGUAUGUACGCGCGCAUGCAUGGAGGAGUGGCGCGCUCGCCGUCCUUGGUUAGUCGGUAGACGUGGGUUUAUUCUUCCGAGGAUAGUGGGUGACCGACGAGGGCUCGGAAGAUGGAGGGUAGCGGCACGGGAAUUAGCAGGCUCGACUGCUACGAGGAUAUGUUUAAAGAGAUAACCAGGAAAUUGUACGGCGAGGAUCCUGAUCACAGAACCUCGAGCGUUCAGAACGAGUUUGAAACUUCCGUUUCGUACAAGACCGAGGAGGACACCGGAAACGGGACCGAUGGUAGCGAUGACGGAAACUGGACUUGCGAGGAGGAACCUUUGAAAGGAACCGAUGGAAGUCGUAUUGCUGCUUAUCACGCUGGAAAAGCAACAUGGAGAUGUUACGAAUGCGGGGACGUGAUGGGUGGUGGACCUCGCGACGUUGCAGAGCAUUUCAUGGAACUUCAUUCGUCGAGAAUCCUUGCUGACGAAAGGAACAGACAUCAUUCCCCGAGGAAGGACUAUUUGCAGACAGAGUUGAAAGUUGAAGACGUGAUAUCUUAUUUGGAGAGGUUGCGAGAAAGAGCAGAAAGAAGUGCGCCUCCAUCAAGAAGGACCCAAGAAACGCAGACGGUUCCUGCAGCUUUGCUACCGGUACCUUCCACUUUUCUGUUACAAGAGUUGCCAUCCGCUCCUGCACCACAACAUUUACACCAGAACGCUACAACAAUGCCAUCGUCAGCGUCAGUAUCGGCAAGCGGGAAGCGUUACACCUGUCCAUAUUGCCCGUACGGAACCGAUCGUCGUGAUCUGUACACCAGACACGAGAACAUCCACCGCGAGGAGAAGCCGUUCCACUGCUACAUAUGUUACAAACCGUUCAAUCGCGCCGAUCACGUGAAGAAGCAUUUCUUGAGGAUGCAUAGGGAGCACGGAUACGAGUUAUCCAGGAUACGUAGACCGGCGGGAUCGACAGCGCCCAAGCCCCUUCAACAAGAGUCCGGAACAGGGAGCGGCGCAAGCACGAGUGCGAACGGGCAACAGCAGCAGCAGCAGCAGCCGCCACAGCAGCAGCCACAGCAGCAACCGCAGCCACAGCAGCAGCCGCAGCACGCGACUUAUUCAGGCUUUAAUAACAACAAGAGUUACCAAUUGCAGCCGAGUUCUGCCGCUAACACGGCUGCAGUCGCGGCGAUUUACCAAGGAACGUCGAUGCCUGCACCAGGUAUCAUGCAACCGGAUACCGCGAGUUGCAGUGCUACAGGGAGGAGGGUGCAGAACGGGGGCUGCAACAGCAAAAGCCAUCUUAAGGGAGGCUCGAAAGGAGCCCAGGAGCGGAGGUACACCUGCUGCUAUUGUUCUUGGAGUGGCGUAGACAACUGGUGCCUUAAACGGCACUUGAACACGCAUCUGAAACCGUUCGCGUGCACCUUGUGCGAGUACAAGGCCGCACGCGCCGAGCGUCUAGCCACCCACGUGUUGAAGGUGCACAACAGACGACAAUGCUCAAGAUGCUCGUUCCUUGGCGAAGAUGCGGCACAACUUCAGAUGCACCAGCUGCAUGUGCAUCGCGUCAGCAGUGCCAACGCACCCGCGACGUCCUCGGCUCAAGCUGCUCCACCACCGACCAAUCGUCAUCAGCAACCUUUACAUCCCGCGGGAGGAGGUCGACCACCACCUGGUCCGCCAGUUUUUCCAGCCCCAGCACCGGCCAUAGCACCUGCCACCACCGUGAUACCACCGACAACGAUACUCGGCCACGAGAUGGUAAACUCCCCUGCAACUGCAGCGACAAUGGCGUACCCGACCUUGGAGGAGGAGGAGAGGCGGUCGAGCGGUGACGGGCACGGCCACGACCACGAGCAACGUCGUCGCCAUCGUCACGCCAACGACGACGCCAACCACGAUCACCAUCGAACCGAGAUACAGAGCCGCGACCACGGUUCGUCUCGAGCCGUUGUUUCCGCGUCGUCGUGCCCAGUCGAGCAACAACACGACGUUGUACACGACGACGAACCGUGCACCGGUUGUACCAAUCACCACAACCACCACCACCACCACCUCACUUCUACUAUACUUAAUCGUGAUUUUGCGCACAGCUACCGAGCCGUUCCCGAAGAGUGCAAUGCACCCUCCCGAUCGACCGGGGCCACCACGUCCUUCGAUUGCGUUUUGCCGGUCGAGAACGUCGAGAGGAAGCCGAACGCGAGGCAAAGGCCGAGGAAGCAGAGUCAGCCGAGGAAGGUAACUUGGAACCAAGACUUCGUGGACGACGAUUCCUUCGAAGAAUUGGGCGGAGGGGCGGAGGAACAACAGCAGGUGACUGAAAAGGAGGAAGCGAGCCCCGAGGAAUCAGCGAAGCCGGCUGAGAAACAGUUGGACGAGUUGAAGGAACGUUACCGACUUCAGCUAACCAAACGAAAUCUGCUCAAAUGCCGGCUCUGCCCCGACGACGCGCCGGCCAGAGGGGCUGUUUGCCAACCCUACCACACCAAGGCUUCUCUAACGCUACACAAACUGUGGAGGCACGAGAAACGCAAGAGGAGCCUGAAUACGAUCCCCGAGGAUCGCCCGUUGUCCCAGGUGUCAUCCUCUAUCACGUUGAAGGCGACGGUAUUCACCAACCCUGAAUACGUGUACAACAGAUAACAGUUGGUCUCGAGAGGGACAGACGAACGCGAAGAUGGAUCUCGAAACGCAUUGGUUCUAGAUCCAGAGACACUUUGAUACGGGUGGGAGGGUGGGAGUACGUGUUCUCUUCCAAGUGUGAUCAAUCUCGUGAUUAAACGCCUCUGUAACGAUAAUAUUUAUAUGUGAUUUCGCGAGAAUUGCGAGAAUUGAUCGACCAGAGAUGAUUUUUCUUACUUGGAAUGGCGUAUCGUUCAAAGAUAUUCCAAGGACUUGCCACAACGAGUCUGAACACCGAUGCGAAAAUUGCGAGGAGAGAUUUUUUUAUUGCUUCGGAUGUUUCGUCGUUUCAAAGAUUUUUCCAAAGACUCGUUGUGACUGGUCCUUACCAUUAAGACCGAUCCAGUGCCUUUCGACAUCCAACUUCCGACUAAUUCAGGGUAUAUAAAUCGAGCUUCUCGAUACUAGUUGAUCCGUCGUCUCCUCAUCGAAGGACUGAAACGCGGGCGAAAUGAGAUAAAUUGUUCGUUCCUUGGGAGUUUCGGUGUUCCUAGAAAUUUGUAGAAUAUUGGACCACAUCGCCGAAAUGUUGACUAGAAUAUUGGACCACGUUGCAGCAAACGAGAAAUAUUGAGAGAGGAAAAAAAAAAAAAAAAAAUAGAAAGCAAGAAAGAGAAACGAAAAAUCUUUCCUCGUAGCCAACGAAAACAAUUUUAGAUAGAAAAAAAAUUGAAUCAUCGAAGUGGUUAAAUGGACAACAGAUAGGGACAGAAUUUUUUGAUUGCGAAAGAAACGAGAGGAGAUGAUUUUGAUGAAAGAAUUGAAACGACGAAAAAAAGCGUUAGCGUUAUAUUCGUAUAAAGAAGCUAAUGUAAAAUGUAUCUUGACUCGAGUUUUGAUAAUUCACUCGUGAUUAGAACACACGACUCCUCGAGGAAUAACAUUUAAAAUCAUAUUUUCAUGUGAUCGAUAAAUUGUGUAAAUUUAAAAGAUAAAAAAAAAAGAAAAAAAAAGAAAGGGAAAAAAAGGAAGGAAAAGAAAAAGAUAAAAAAAAACAAAAAAAACAAGAAAACGAUGUUAAUGUUUGACGAUCGUCUCCAAUCGAUGUCUUGUGCGUUUGUCCAUCGUCCGUCUUUGCAAUUAAAUAAUACAUAGUUAACUCUCGUUUUUCGAUCGAUAUGGACUUUAUAAGCGUAAGUUACAAUUUUCAGAAUGGACUAUUGCAAAGAAUACGAAAAGGAAAUAACUAGAGAUUGAGCCAUGUGAUCCGCGAAAUCGAUGGGUGGCCAAGAGACGAGCAUGAUUUUUAUAUAAGAAAUAUUUGUACAAAAUUAAUAUCUUGUUUAUGUUAUUAUAUGAAAUAUAUUAUAUCUAUUGUAUUUAAGCAGAGGACGUGAUAAGCCAAGAUAAAUGUAGAUUUCCAGAGAACCUACUUCGCUUCAUUCUCUGGAAUUCUACAAUUUUCGGCACGAUCCUUCUUUUUGUCAGACGCUCUUUUAUUCAUGCAUAAACGAAUAAAUUUCAUUUCAUUAAUUAUUAUAAUUAUUUUCCUUUUCAGAUAUUUUAUCUCGUUUCCUUUUUAAAUUAAAUGUUCCUUUUUUAAUUAAAUAUCACAAUCGUAACUUUUAUUACGAUACAACUUUUUUCUUAAUUAAUUAAUUAAUUGGUGUAUAUAUUAAUAUAAUAUAAUAUGUUAAUAUAAUUAAUUUUAUAUUAUUAAAUUUCUUAAAAUAUAUUUUUUGUGAAAGAAUUUCUAAUGAAAAAGUUAUAACCGUGAAUAAAAUAAAAUAAAAAUAUGUUGAAAUCA